Molecule: messenger RNA, 264 nt
Organism: Anisakis simplex (herring worm)
Lineage: Eukaryota; Metazoa; Nematoda; Chromadorea; Rhabditida; Anisakidae
Source: the annotation of a GenBank genome assembly
AUGGUUGGUGUAGAAUCCGUUCUUAUGGCUGAUCCAGAUGUAAGGCAUUCUGAGUCGACGACUGACACGUCUGAUAACGAUGAUCGAGCGCAGAACUCUGGAAACGUAACAAUGGAAUUCGCCCAUCAAAAUGAACCGUGUUCAACAACAAAUGAAGCGCCGAAUGCACCUGCGUUUCCUCAAGACUUUUCUGUAUUUAUUCAAGAGCAUGAAGAAUCUCAGCUAGACGCCAUGUUUUCCAGUCGUUUCACUGUGGUACGUUAG